This is a messenger RNA of Syngnathus acus (greater pipefish), 1231 nucleotides long. It is a transcript of the gene dnase2, whose product is annotated as deoxyribonuclease II, lysosomal. Gene Ontology annotation, molecular function: deoxyribonuclease II activity. NCBI's taxonomy places the organism in Eukaryota, Metazoa, Chordata, Actinopteri, Syngnathiformes, Syngnathidae. The record is from RefSeq and is a predicted model, not a curated record. The transcript is spliced from 7 exons. Bases 44 to 1213 code for a protein of 389 amino acids. Gene Ontology annotation, biological process: apoptotic DNA fragmentation.
GGGAGGGAGACAAGUUCCGUUUAUCAAAAAGUGGAACGAAUUCAUGUGUCGUGCGGAUGCGAUGACGCGACUGGCAGCCAGUAAGCCAAAAGCAACACCCGACAACAUACAUGAGGACCAACGACCACAUUUCAAGAUGUUCUCCCUGUUGCUGCUGCUGUGUUCCUUCUUGCCGCACGGGGGCCCAGCAUCUCCAAUAAGUUGCUACAACGACCAGGGCGACGCCGUCGACUGGUUUUAUAUGUACAAGCUGCCAAAGACGCAUGGCACGGCAUCGGGUCUAAUGUACUUGCUGCUGGACGAGAGCGGCGCCGGCUGGACACCCGGCGUGGGGACCAUCAACGACACAAUGGGAGCGCUGGGCAGGACGCUGGCGCAACUCUACUGGCAGACUCAACAGGCAGGAGUGGCCUACAUCCUUUACAAUGACCAGGAUGGGCUCGGGCACAACCACAAAGGAGGACACACCAAAGGUGUGGUGCUGCUGGACAAGACACAAGGUUUCUGGCUCAUCCACAGCACGCCCAUCUUUCCCCCGGCACGACGGGCGGGUCACUACCACUUUCCCGACGGUGGUGCCACUUAUGGACAGAACUUCCUGUGCGUCAGCUUCCCGCUGGACCGCUUCCACACCAUCGGCGAGCAGCUGCAGAUCAACCAGGCCAACGUCUAUGACUGCGAUGUGCCGCCCUUCUUUGCGGCGGCGGCCCCGGCUCUGGCCGCCGUAUGCAAUCAAAUCAGUGCGCUGGCCCCACCCACCAACCGCAGCGUCACGCUUACAUCUAAAGGCGGUGCCGCCUUCGUCAGCUUCGCCAAAGGAGCUGCCUUCGACCGCGACCUGUACCAGUCAUGGGUGGCCCCCGCCCUGCGCUCGGACCUCCUGGUGCAGUUCUGGAUCCACUCGAGAGGCAUCCUGCCGUCCGACUGCAGCUCGGGCUGGAAGGUGCUGGACGUCACGCGCCUGUCCCCGGGCGGCCUGUCGCCCUAUAACAACAGCAAGGACCACUCCAAGUGGGCCGUCAGCCCACGGCCGGCGGCGGCGGACGGCGGUUGGCUGUGCGUGGGGGACAUCAACCGCAACCGGGCCGAGGAAAAGCGGGGGGGCGGCACACUUUGUCAGCGCCAUGCCACCGUGUGGAAAGCGUACCGCGCCACCGCGCUCGAGUGUCAGCCCUGCCGGGCGUCGGCGCUCGGCUCCGCUCAAUGCCAAUAAAGCAUACAUAACAAAUCA